Entelurus aequoreus (snake pipefish) is the source of this 2618-nucleotide messenger RNA. RefSeq names its product gelsolin-like. The coding region runs from base 149 to 2308 and encodes 719 amino acids. Gene Ontology annotation, cellular component: cytoplasm; actin cytoskeleton. The record is from RefSeq and is a predicted model, not a curated record. Lineage: Eukaryota; Metazoa; Chordata; Actinopteri; Syngnathiformes; Syngnathidae. Gene Ontology annotation, biological process: barbed-end actin filament capping; actin polymerization or depolymerization; actin filament severing. The transcript has 17 exons. Gene Ontology annotation, molecular function: phosphatidylinositol-4,5-bisphosphate binding; actin filament binding.
CAGGAAGGGGUGUGUCCAUGCAAGGAGGGUGGGGUCGAGGCCACGCCUCCCGCCGCCCUACCUUAUAUAAGUGGUGUGCGUCAGACAGACGUGGAGUUCGACACAAAGACACUUCCUGUGUGACAACUUCUUGCAGGAUCUGAAGAAGAUGGCGGCCCACAAAGAGUUUGAGGCGGCGGGGAAGAAGCCGGGCCUUCAGGUGUGGCGCGUGGAGAAGCUGGACCUGAAACCCGUCCCGCCCGAACUCCAUGGAAACUUCUACACGGGAGACUCCUACAUCGUCCUCCACACCACCACGGGGCCGUCUUACUACGUCCACACCUGGAUCGGCGCAGAGACCUCCCAGGACGAGAAAGGGGCCGCCGCCAUUUUCAUGACCCAGCUGGACGGCGCCCUGGGCGGCGCCCCCAUUCAGUUCACCGAGUUCCAGAACUACGAGUCCAUUUACUUCAUGCGGUACUUCAAGAGGGGCAUCAAGUACCAGAAAGGGGGCGUGGCAUCAGGCUUCAAGCAGGUGGUCACAAACGACGUCAACGUCAAGCGUCUGCUGAAGGUCAAAGGUCGGCACCAGAUCCGCGCCACAGAGAUGGACUUGUCGUGGAAGAGCUUCAACAAAGGAGACUGUUUCAUCAUCGACUUGGGCAAGGACAUCUUCCACUGGGCAGGAAGCGAGAGCAACCACUACGAGCGCCUGAAGGCCACGCAGGUGGCCUGCGACAUUCGCGACAACGAGCGUCGAGGCCGAGCGACGCUGCACCUGAUCAACGAGGGCUCUGAGCCGGAACUUGUCCUCGAGGCGCUGGGACCGCUGCCCCCGCUGCCGGCAGGAAGUAGUGACAAGACGGCGCACGCCCCUCACCCGGCCUCGCUGCACAUGGUGUCCAACGCCGGCGGCGAGGAGGUGAAGAUGAGCAAGGUGGCCGACAAGAAUCCCUUCAAGCAAGACAUGCUGUCCCACAAGGAAUGCUACCUGCUGGACAACGGGCAGGACAACAAGAUUUUCUUCUGGAAAGGACGCGCGGCCAACGAGGACGAACGUUCUCACGGUUUACAAAUUGCCAACAAGUACAUCAAAGAUAAGAAUUACUCCUCCCACUGCCAGGUCCAGGUUCUGCCCCAAGGGGCCGAGACCACCCUUUUCAAGGAGUACUUUGAGAACUGGCUGGACAAGGACGAGUCCACCGGACCUGGCAAGCAGUACACCAUCGGGAGGAUCGCCGUGGUCAAGCAGAUCCCCUUCGACGCCUCCAGCCUCCACGGCAACGCCAAGAUGGCCGCCCAGCACGGCAUGGUGGACGACGGCUCCGGCAAAGUCCAAAUCUGGCGAGUGGAAGGAGGAGACAAGGUGGCGGUGGAUCCCGCCACCUACGGAGAGUUCUAUGGCGGCGACUGCUACCUGCUGCUGUACACCUACAAGCUGGACGGCAGAGAGAAGCGCAUCAUCUACAUCUGGCAAGGAAACAAGUGCAGCAAGGACGAGCUGGGCGCCUCCGCCAUUUUGGCCGUUAAACUGGACGAUUCCAUGGGAGGCGUGGCCACUCAAGUCCGUGUGACUCAAGGCCAAGAACCUCCUCACCUGCUGAGCCUGUUCAAGGGCCAGCCCCUGGUGGCCCACCUGGGCGGGACAUCCCGCAAAGGUGGCGACAAGACACCGGCCGCCACGCGACUCUUCCACAUUCGCCAGAGCCGCAACAAAGCCACACGGGCUGUGGAGGUGGUGGCGGACGCUGCGGCGCUCAACUCCAACGACAUCUUUGUGCUCAAGUCCCCGAGCGGGAACUUCCUGUGGAAGGGCCGCGGAGCGACGGCGGAGGAGAUGGUCGCCGCCAAACACGUGGCGGGCAUGCUGGGCGCCACCCCCACUGAGGUGGCAGAGACCAAAGAGACCGCAAGCUUCUGGUCGGCGCUGGGCGGGAAGAAGCCCUACCAAACCUCGCUGGUCCUGCAGACCGCCGUGGUGAGGCUUCCCCGACUCUUUGGAUGCUCCAACGCCAGCGGCAGACUGACGGUGGAGGAGGUCCCUGGAGACCUGACCCAGGUUGACCUGGAGACCGAUGACAUCAUGAUUCUGGACACUCAUGAUCAGAUCUUCAUUUGGAUCGGGAAGGACGCCAACGAGACGGAGAAGGGGGGCUGCAUGCGCAUCGCUGAGGACUACGUGAACUCUGACCCCUCCGGUCGCCAUGGUACCCCCAUCAGCAUCAUCAAACAGGGGGAGGAGCCCGCCUCCUUCACUGGCUGGUUCAUGGCCUGGGACCCCGUCUUCUGGGACAAAGACCCCUUGGCCGGCAUGCAAGUUGCACAUUAGCGUCUCUAAAAUCCUGCGUGAAAAAGAAAAAAAAAACCUUAUUGCAAUGAACGCUUGCGCUUUAUAGAUCCAACAUAAGUUAGGAACCACUGUACCCACAAGCUUUAUAGAUCCAACAUAAGUUAGGAACCACUGUACCCACAAGCUUUAUAGAUCCAACAUAAGUUAGGAACCACUGUACCCACAAGCUUUAUAGAUCCAACAUAAGUUAGGAACCACUGUACCCACAAGCUUUAUAGAUCCAACAUAAGUUAGGAACCACUGUACCCACAAGCUUUAUAGAUCCAACAUAAGUUAGGAACCACUGUAC